Molecule: messenger RNA, 10064 nt
Organism: Lymnaea stagnalis (great pond snail)
Lineage: Eukaryota; Metazoa; Mollusca; Gastropoda; Lymnaeidae
Source: the annotation of a GenBank genome assembly
GCCCGUGGCUGUGUUUAUAUUUCUAUCCGGCAUUGUUUUGUGUAUGUCAUGCGAUUAAUGCUAAAACUGUUGGAGUACGGUCAUAAGGGAUAUAGAAGGAUACAUCACUCGUUUACAAUGUCAGUUUCGCAGCAGAUAAACGAAAAUAAUGCCAAACAGAUCAUUGAAACCGUAGACAACUUUCUAUUUGAUUGCGAUGGUACGUAGAAUUAGACUGACUGAUUGUACUUUUACUACUGAGUUAACUGAGUGUUAUAGUAUAGUAUAAGUAUAGUAUUGUAGUAUAGUUAGUUAGUUCACUGUUUCUGUUAGUUAAUGUACUGUACUGUGUAAAAAUUACUUGAAUUGACAUUCAUUGAAUUUGUUUUGUCAUGCUGAGUCACAUAUAGUCAUAUUGACAAAUUAAAAUGAAUUAAAUGUUUCACUAGGUACUAGGAUUUUUUUAAAAAUAGCGUAUACUUAUUACUUAUUAAAAUUAAAUUAUUACUACUUUUUACUUUGCUUACCUAAGCCUAAGGCCUAAGCCUUAGCUGUUGAACCAGUUAAUCAAUUUUACAAGUAAAACUUCAGUAAACCAAAGAUUAAAAUAUAGGUAGCAUGUAAGACAAACGUACACAAACAUUAGUAAUAGUAAUAGUAAAAAAGUGUUAUGGUAGGUCUACUGUGUAACUGUGUAUUUUUUGCAGCUACAAAGUCAAAGCUCAGUUGUGAAUCUAUGUUGAGAAUCCAUGACACAGGCAGAUAUUAUAAAAAUAUAGCAUUUGAUAUCUAUAAUAUAAAUGUUUAAUUAAUUUGCUAGUGCAACUGUCAGGGUUUUUUUCUGUUAAAUAUGAUUUAAGUUUAAGGAAAAGUAAAUCAUAAUUUUUUUUUAAAAAUCUUCAGUUAAUUCCAUUUUUUAAAACAAGUCAUUGUCACAGUGAAAUAUUUUCUUGUCUAACCCAUUUCAAUAAAAUCGCACCCUUGAAAUUUUUCACAAGUUAUAAUCUUCGAACGACAAAAUAUGGCUGUUAUUGAAUACAACAUUCGUUAACAAGUCAGAUCUGUCAGAUGAUAUAAAAUUCAGAGGUUUUUUUAUCACCUCUCUUUUUUCUACCUGUUGCUAUGUUACUAACCUGUCAGUGGAUGAUAAAGCAUGCACAUUGAUAAAAAUUUGAUGUAAUUGUUUCUGUAUAUUGCCAUCAAACAAUAUAAUGCAACAUUUUAAAAACUAAUGAAAAUGAAACCCGGUAGCCCCCCUUUCUUUGUUGCAGCGAGUAGCAAAUGGUCAUAGAAAGUUGAGAAUCCAAGUAUCAAAUCCAUAGUGUGAAUGUCCGUUUAUAAUAGAAUGUAUGGUAACACAACAUGUCUCAUGAAAAUUUUUAAUUUUUGCCUUGUGUAAUCAAAAUACGUUUACAAGAUUUGAGUGAUAUUAUUUAUGAAUAUAAUGGGAAGAUAUGUUCAAGAGUUUUACAAAUCUUAUUCCGUUGUUAUGAAUAAAACAUAAACAAAUAACUUAUUGUUAUGAAUAAUACAUAUAUGAAUCAUUCAUUGUUAGGAGUAAAACAUAAACAAAUCAUUCAUUAGUAUGAAUAAAACAUUAAAAAAAUAAUUCAUUGCCUCUGACAUCUGAUUCAACUAAAAAAUAACAACUUCACUUGCAGUUUAAUGUUAUCAGACAUGUCUGGAAUAUGUCUUUCCAUUGUGUUGUUUGCAAAAAAUAAUAUUAAUAAACUUUUCCUAAAAUUCAGGCUGAAACAUUGUUUGCACAAUUGAAAAGCUAAAUUCUCUUAUUGUGGUUUCAGUUUUGGUGAUAAUGUGAGGAUCCUUGUUUUAUAGCAGUUAUUUGGGCAACCAAGUAACUUGCCUCUUGAGCUCUCUCAGAUGUCUUCAUUAUUUUGUUAAAUCAUGCAGACUGUGUCUUUAUUGAUUUUGACAGCUGUUAUUCCAGUUUUUGUGACAAAUUGAUGUCUUUUUAGAUAAACUGUCAGCUAAUUUUUUUUAUUUGGUGUGAUCAGUACGUCUGAUCUGCUUCUUUGAUGUAAAACAAAGACUUGAAAGUCUGCAUGCUCAUUUUGGGGCGGCACACUACUUGUCAUGACACAGUUUGGGAAGCACUGUACCACUGGCUAAAUUGUCUAGGUCAGUGUUGAGAGUCUCUCAACGCCUGUCUUUCAAGCCCAAAAUUUUGAUCUGGGAAAAUGUUAACCUCUUGUCCACAAUGUUCAUAGGAAAAUGUUAACCUCUUGUCCACAAUGUUCAUAGGAAAAUAUUAACCUCUUGUCCACAAUGUUCAUAGGAAAAUGUUAACCUCUUGUCCACAAUGUUUAAGGAUUAUUUCAAGAUGAAUUACUGAGCUAAAAUUUGUAUAUGUUGAACCUUAGGGGACCUGAGCAACAGUGGAUAAGAACUAACAAAAGCCGAUCUCUUCCAUUGCUAUACAUAUUCUUAGCUCAGGGGAUUGGAUGGUAGAAUCGGCAAAAUCUGAAAUGGAAUGAGUUAAUUUUAAAAACUGGCUCAGAAAUUAUGAUACUAAUUACUAAUCAUUAAAACCUUUUUAGAAGUGUAAUCUCUGGCACAAAAGAUAAAAGCAUUAAAAAUGUGUCUAAAAAUGUAAUGUAUAAUCUUUAAUCUUUGAUUGGACAGGUGUCUUGUGGGAUGGAAGUGGACCCAUAGAGGGCAGCCUGGAAACUAUAAAAAAGUUAAAGAGCUUGGUAAUGUAACGUUUACCACAAUAAGUUUAUAGUCAUUGUUAUCAUGCCAAAUAUGCUUAUUGGCUUAAACAUUGUUCAUAGCAUUAUUUUUUAGCGAUAAAUUUUAUGGAAAACUUCCUUUACCGUUGCUCUCUGGUAAAAUAAAAUCCGGUCAAAAGACUUUCUUUUCAACUGUAAACAAUUUCAAUGACAUCUUUUGUUCCAUUACAUAGUAAAGUUCAUUCACUUCAACCUGGUCAUUAUUUUUUUUUCUUUCAAAUUACAUGGCCCAUGUUUAAAAGAUUUAUAUUCACAGCUUAAGAGCAGUAUGUUUCUUCUCUGCAGGGAAAAAAGGUGUAUUAUGUAACCAACAACAGCUCAAAGUGCCGCGAUGAUUAUGUUGCCAAGUGCAAGGAAUAUGGUUUCCCAGCAGAAACGGUGAAUAUUUCCAUACUUCAAAACAAGUUUUUUUCUUUUAACUAUUAAAGAACAAGCAUUUUUUGCUGUUCUGAAUUUGAAAAGUUUAAUUGAAAAAAUAAAAUAAACAUGCAUAAAAUUAUUAGUUUUUCUUAACCAAACUUCGUGCCGCUACUUAGAUGACAAUAUAUUUGUUAAUAAGCAGAUCCCCUGAGGUUUCGCAGAGGAAAGCCCCCAUAAAGUAAUAUUCCUGUAGGGCCAGUACAGUAAAAAAGAGAUUCAUUUUUUUUUUAGAGUGCAAACUUUUAAAAAUCAUUUCGGUGUUAGUAAAAAGAUUUUAAAACUAUUAAACAGUAUUGUGGGUAAAACAGAUACUCGCUUCCUGUGUCUAAUUGUAUAUUCGGUAACCCUAAGACUUCGGCGAUGUAAUAUACAAACUUCAUUAUUCAAUGUAAGUACUUGGAUACUCUCUUAACACGCCAGUUGAAAAAUGAGGACACAAUAUGUGAUCCAAUGUUGCAGAAGGCUUUAUUAAGACCUCCGCACAUUACUCUUUUCUUUGCUUUCUAAAAUAAAAUCAGUGUACCUGGAGAAAAAUUUCUUUUUCAAAAACUCUUACACUUCAUCCUCACAGGAAGAAAUAGUCUGCACGGCAUACAUUGCGGCCCAGUAUUUAAAGACCAUUGGGUAUCAAGGGAAGGUCUACCUCAUUGGAAAAGAGGAAUCACUUGGAUAUGAGCUGAAAAAAGCUGGGAUCAAAUAUUUUGGAACUGGGGUAAAAUAAUGUGAAGCUCUCAUGUAUAAGCUCCUUAAAAAAAAACUUUGGCUGCCAAAUAUCAUCUUAUUCUUUAAGUGUCUACAGUAGCGGAUGGAAGAAAUACAUUAUUCAGGACAGUAAUGAUAAAAGUUUCGAAUUUAAUUAAUGAAACAAAUAUUAAUUAAAAUUAAAAACAAUGCAAAGCUUACUCGCUGGAUAAAGAACAGGGGGAAAAAAAAAAUGUUGCCUCAAGUACCUUACCUUAUAAAUGAUAGCUUUAAUAAAUUCAGUGUUGGAGACAACUACAUGGUGGCUAUACACAGUGAUAGAUUUGAUUCAGAGUGGAGUCAAAGGAGCUAGGAACCAUAACAAUAACUUUUGCAAAAAGCAUUAUGAAUAAAUUGAUGCUAUUAAAGGGACACCCCAAUAUAUAAACAAAGAGAUUCUAUGGACGACGUUCAAUUUUUUGUGAAACAGAGUAGCUUGCCCGUGGUUGCCGCCUACUUUUACCAAGUUGUGUUGGUUCCAAAAUCAUGUUUGUUGUUUCUAAUAAAUUAAGUUAAGUAGGGUUUAUCAAAACAGACCAAUAAUAUAGGUUUUAAAAUAAAAUUUAUACUUUACUCUGAAAUAAUUUCUUUCCUCUCAAUUCACGAUGACAUCAUCCGAUCCAUGUUUACUUAGCCAAACCAUCACAACCACAAAUGAUAUGCAAGCAGGAAUGAUAUUAAAGAAACCGCUAUGUUCUUUUCUGUCUGAAAAUAAAUAUUUUUUUCCUUCGUGAACAUAUCCCAUACAAGGGUCUACCCAAUAUUUUACAGUUGUGACAUUAAUUUUUUUGUCACCUUACAUUCCUCCGUAAAGAAUUUCAGAUAACACUUAUUGCUACAUUUUGUAUACUUUUAGGUUUAAAUUUAUGGGGAAACACUUAUUUGAAAUGUAUAAUGUUUGCAUCAAGUAGCAAAAAAAAAUUAAUAUAAGUAAUGACUUUGUACCACUAAUAAACACAAGAAUAAUAAUUGCAAGUUUUUAACAAAAUGAUACGUUCAAAUCUGAAUUUUUGACAAUAGUUUAAAUAUGGAAAUAGUUAUUUGAAUUCUGUAGAUUUUUGUAAAAAGUGUCUAGAGCAAACAUAUAAAAAAUUAUUUUUUUAAAAGUUGAAAUGUAGUAUUUUCUAUUAAUCAUUAUUAAAGCCCGACCCUCUUGAGGGAAAGUUAAAAGAUUGGCUAGCAAUGAAAUUGGACCCUGAGGUAGUAGAUCUUAGUUUGUGAAAAAAAUCAUUUUUUUUUUUUUUAAAGGUUUUAUUUCCAUUUUUGAAGUUGUUCUGUUUGCAGUAGUCAUGGUCAAAUUCAAUUAAAAAAAAGAUUUGAUAAUUUUGUUUUCCCAUUUCUGAAAUGAUUAUUGUUUUUUAAGUUUAAGAUCACUUUUGGGGAUUUCAAAUGAAAUAUAUAAAAUCAGUAUUCGCUUUUGAAUAUUAUUAUUUUAUUAUGAAAUAAACAAUUUUAACAAAAUGAGAUUAACUGGAAAAUUACCUUGUUUUAGUGGUUAGAGAGUUUAUUGAAAUCUGAAGCCUCUUUGUGGUAAAAAUUUAUUUUUAAUAUCAUCAAGAUGCUUUUAACAAAAAAGGUGUUUCCAUUUUCUGCAACACUUUUCACCAUGACUUACGUUAUAUCUCAUUUAUUCCUCUUUAAAUUUUCAACCCAUUUUUUAUGAGGUUUUUGAUCUGAUUAUUCCCUUUCGGUUAUUAUUUGAACUUUAUAUUUGACUUUAUUUCUUGUUCCAUUUCUUGUUGUUUUUUCACUUUCUGUUUCCCCUUUGAUGCAUUAUUAUUAGCCAGAUCCUCUAAAGGGGACUAGCUACCAGGAAUGGCUUACAGAGAUUCAGCUUGACCCAGAGGUAAUCCUUUAACAAAAUUACAUUCACCACCUAAGACUAGGCUCACAUUUAUAUAUAUAUAUUAUAUAUGAAUAGAUGGUUCAAAGAUUGCCUGCCGAAUGAUUACCAUUCUUUUUACAGUGUAUGGGUUAAUUUUGUUCCUUUCUUGCGACAUCACCAUUUUAAGUUCCCCAUAUGGAGGCAAUGAAUGGCCGUGGAACUAAUAACUGAAACAUUUGCAAUUGCGAUGAUGAAUAAUUUAGUCGUAAUCAAAAGAUUAACCAUUGAACCACUUGGCACAGGACACCACAUACUGCAUGGUGCAUAUGUAAAAAAAAUAUUUCUUUAAUAUAUUUAAAACCUUUUUAAAACUGAUGACAUUAAAUAUUGAUAAAAAUGAAAAGUGAAAUAUAAUCUUAGGAAUGUUCGUUUAUAUCUAAGGCAAUGUUAAAUUUUAAUUUUAAAAGCAAUUCGCUCUGUCAAUCCGCCAUCAUAUCUAUGUUGAAUCCACCUACAAGCUUGAGAAAAUGUAUGUUUUAAGAGGACUGUCUGUCACAUGUAUCUUGUUGUUAAAUAAUUAACAGCAAUUAUUUAAAUAUAGAAAUACCAGCAUAACUCUUCUUACGAAGCUCCUUCGAAAUGUCUAGGAAAUUAAGGUUGUUGGCCAUUGUACUUAGUUAUUUAUUAUUUACCAUUGUGAAUACCACAGUAAUUGUUACAUUAUGUUAAAAAAAUACUCUUCUAUAAUAUAUAAUGGAUGCACUGUCUUAUAUUUUAUGUAUGAAUUUUAAAUAUUUACUUGUUUUGGUUGUUAUCAUAAAUGUUCAACCUAAUCAGGUCAAGUGUGUGGUGGUAGGUUUCGACCCACAUAUCAACUACAUGAAGAUGAUGAGAGCGGCCAGCUACCUGACAAAUCCUGAGUGCUUGUAUGUUGCCACAAACGAAGAUGGCUCACUUCCGGUGAAAGAAAAGAACAUUUGCAUCCCAGGUUAGUGUCAUGCUACUGUGGUCUAGAAUCUUCCUGCCAUCUCUGUUUUGAAAAACGCAACUUCCAGAAAUAUAAAUUAAAGGCACAAGCCUUCAUUAGUUCUUUCUGCUGAGGGCGUCCGUUAGCCGAAAUGUUCUUCUUUUAUCGCCCAGUCGUUCUAUUUCAAGCGUCCGCAUACCUUGUUCCACGAUUACCUUCACACAGCUUGAAUGCAGUCCUUCAUUCAUUUUUCUUUGGUCUAGAAAGUGGGCUCAACAAGUCAUUCCAAAAUGAACUGAUCACUUUAUUUGGAAAGUCCAUGUAUAUCAGAGUUUCUCAAACUCUUGUACAAUUUGCACCCUGUACGAAUUGUCUGAAUAAGCCUCACAGCCCCCCAAAAAUAUAAAAAUGCAUGUUAUGUACACAAGUUGAAUUCUUUAUAGUGGCUAUUCCUUGCACCCUCUGACAUGGCAUCUUCCACCCCUGGUUUUGAAAUCCUGAUGAAUAUAAUUUAAAAUAUUAAUAGUUUGAGAUGGGGUUUUUUAUUAUUAUUAUGUAAUGUGCCCCUCCAUUACAUGUGCAAAAUUAUAAAAACGGACUCUCAAAAUCCAAAUAUUAGUUUGCCAACUGCUGUAGAAUGCAUAAUGCCGGCAGCAUAGAUUACACGGUUUGUGUACCUCAUUCUGCAGGCACCGGUUGCAUGGUUUUGCCCGUCACAGUUGCAGCCAACAGAAAUCCAACCCUAAUGGGAAAGCCGGAGACGAACAUGUUUGAUGUUCUGCAGAAGGUCCACAAUCUUGACCCGUCAAAGUGCAUGAUGACAGGAGACAGGUGAGGUUAUGGACUUGACUAUAUUUAAAAAAAGAAAAGAUGAGUGCUAUAGAGAGCUUGUUUACAUCAUAUUUCUCGUGCGUGCCCUCUGAUUGACCCCGCAUGAGACGCUGUGUUCACAAAGGGGUGUGGCUUAGGCCUUUGAAGUAUUCUUGUUUACACCGCCAAACUACUAAAAAUAAUUAAUCUGUUCCAAGUAGUGUUUUGUAGAAUCAUUCUGAUGGUUCUAGAGAUGUCAUGUAGCUUGUCGAAGGCAGGGCUUAGGCGUCGGUAGACCCACCUAUAUAAGGGAUUGACAGGCACGGACGAGAACAGAACAGACGGAGAUUUUCAUAUAGAUUCUCUUAACAUUACGAGGCGUGUUUUAUUCUUUGUGUAUUUGUGUGCUCCUACUUAUAUGUGUUUAUUUCGCAUUAUUUUUGGCAUCAUUAUUUCUAAUUGUAUUAACUGUGUACCGGUACGAGAUCUACCAUACUGUAAGUUGAAGAUUGUAAUUUUAUUUUAUUUUAUUUUGUAAUUAUCUUAAGACAUAAUAAAUCUUAAUUAAUUGUAACUAGAAACUUUUUUGGGUCGUAUCUUUAAUAUUGUUGAUUCUAUGGUAUCGUCCUUUGUUAGGCACUGCUUACAACGAGCCAAAUUAAAAUUAAAGUAGGAGAUUAAUUUCUCCCAAUACAAGUCAGUGCGUCACAAUGAGGCUGAUUGAUGUCAUACAUUUCUAACUACACAGCUAACGUUUGUUUGAGUGAAAUUUCAGUUUUAACCAUUGUCUAUUUGCAAUGUGUCCAGCCACAGACCCUCUUAACCACUGGCAUACUCUCCAGUCACUGAAUUAUGACAUUUCUCUUUCAAGUCGAACCAAAACAAUUUUAAGAAGUAUCUAUUUGUUUGAGGGGAUUGUCAUCACAUCUAUCAGCCAUAGGAUUUUAUGUUAAAAUAAUUUUAAUUAAAACUUUAUGUUACAUUGAAGUAAGGCCUUAAUAGUUUAUUUCAUGAAAUAAAGAAUCAUGUAUUCUUUUUAAAAAAAAAUAUGAAUAGAAAGAAUUGUAUACAUGAAAUAUAUUUUUCUCCAAUUUAAUUUCUUAAAAUAAAUUUUCUCUAGAAUAAACACUGACAUUAUGUUUGCCAAGAAAUGUGGCAUCCGCUCCUUGCUUGUGCUAUCAGGCAUAUCAACAGAGGAUGAGCUGAUCACACCAUCUGGAAAAGGCUCGAUGGCAGAUGAUCAAAAGCAGCCAGAUUUUUAUGCCCCUUGUCUAGCAGAUUUGGGCAAAUUUAUAUGAUAGUGUUGACAAUUAGGUAGCACGGUUUAGCAAAUUGAAUUAGAAAUUUUUAAAAACUUUCAUUUAAUUUAUAAUCAUAUGAUGAUGCAGCUGUAUAAACUUACAUAGUAAUUUUUAUUCUAUGUUUAGCUAAGUGAGGUCUAUUUGUAGUUUGCUAAUGUUUAAUUGUAAUUUGAAUAUAAAUAAUAAGCUUUGAUUUAAAUUAGACUCCUGUCCAUCAAUAAAACUGAUGAAAUUGUUUUAAGAAUUUGAUUGACGCAUCAGACUUUUGAUGUUUUCCAUAGCACCAGUGUCAUCACUGCUCUCUAGCUGUUAUUUAAUGAGUUUAAGAAUUACUGCGAGUUUCAGAAAUUAGUAUAUAUUCUUUUUAGAUAGUGCUGCACAUUUUAUUUACAUUUCAUCAUAACCUCGCCCUGUGCUAUUUUGAUAUACAUAUUUAUUACAGUGUUUAUUUAUUGGCAAACUGUUUUUUAAGUGCAAGCCUGUUAACUGUGAUCAUCAGAAACAGCCUGGUGAUAUGUUGGAAAAGUUUGCACCAACUAUUUCAGUAAGGGUCAUGUAGUUCAAUGAAAAUUGUGGUUGGCCUCAAUUAAAAUAAAUUUGAACUGUCACAGUUAAUCAGCUUUAUUACUCAGUAUUAAUGAGAAAUUAAUGUUAACAAUGCGAAUAAAUGAAGUAAUAACAUUGCAAGUAUGCUAAAAGAUCUGCAAUUGGAAUGGAAAAAAAAAAAUAUCUUGCCAUUUGGUUUUGAAUGAAAUAUCUUCAUUAUAUUUAUAUUGUGUGUCUUUUAACAAAUUUAUCUAUAAAAAAAUGGCUUAUAAUUAAUUUCAGAAAAAUGGGUCGUGCUAUUUUUGAAAACCAUGCGAUGAAAUUAUGUCAAUUAUUUUGUCCGCAAGCAUUUUUAAAAUACAUUUUUUCCAAAUAAUCCAAUCCAACUAUUUUUAACAAGGCGUUUUUUUUAGAAUUUUGCUAACUGUAGUCACAUUUUAAAUCUUUGAAAUACAUUUUUGUGAACCCUUGAAAACAUUUAAGAUUUUAGUUUAUUCCGAAGAGACGAAUUGUGUUUAUUUACCUGCCUGUUGGCUGUCACUUCACACUCAUUGUUCAGAAAUGAAAUAUGAAUGGCUCUUUGAGCUGUAUGAUUCAAACGUAUUGUUGAGUUCUAAAAAUGAUUCAGCUGUAAAAAUCUUUAAGCAAUGUAGCUCAAAGCUCAUGGUCUUACUUUAUUUAUUUUAAUUUAUUCAAUUUUUUUUUUUACAUAUAUUAAAGAUCAA